Messenger RNA from Trametes versicolor FP-101664 SS1, 453 nucleotides. RefSeq lists its product as uncharacterized. Lineage: Eukaryota; Fungi; Basidiomycota; Agaricomycetes; Polyporales; Polyporaceae. The record is from RefSeq and is a predicted model, not a curated record. The transcript has 5 exons. Bases 1 to 453 code for a protein of 150 amino acids.
AUGCCGCUACGGCCCUCCCUCGAACAGGUGAUGUGGGAAAACGGAGCGGCAUAUUUUUGCAUCCUCGUGUCUCUAAAUGUGGCGGAUAUGAUACUCACGAUACUUUCUAUCACAAUACAACCGGGCGCGGAGGCUUACAUCGCUGGGUUUAUUGACCCCAUCUCCUCCAUUUUGAACAGCCGCUUCCUGCUCCACCUCCACGAGACUAACGCGCGGCUGGAGGGGGCCGACGCAUCGAUGACCUCCUACUCUCUUCGCAUCGACAGCGGCGGCGACCCGAGGACAGGAUCACCCGAGCUCCCGCCGUUCCUAGGCAUAAUCGGGGGUCCUAUCCACUCAUUUCCCCCCGAUGACCAGGCAUCGCUCGACUUCGCACCGCAGUCACGCGAGGAGCCCAUACCAGACCCUGAAGCGGCACUGGGGAGUAGCGGGGCCGGUGAACAACCAGCGUGA